Dicentrarchus labrax (European seabass) is the source of this 1251-nucleotide messenger RNA. RefSeq lists its product as uncharacterized. The coding region runs from base 346 to 978 and encodes 210 amino acids. The transcript has 6 exons. NCBI's taxonomy places the organism in Eukaryota, Metazoa, Chordata, Actinopteri, Moronidae. The record is from RefSeq and is a predicted model, not a curated record.
CAUUGACGGAUAGCACAAGGAGACAGUUGGUAAACCUUCUUGUGGCCGACAUGGUUGAAAUUCAUGGGAGGAGCCCACCCGUCUCAGAGAUCCAUACUCGGACAAUGGAUAUGAACACUUCUAUGACCCACAGAGUGGUUCUGGCUACUUGGCCUGGAGGAUAAAGACUGUUCAGCGCAACACUGCAGCUCAGUCCCAGAGAUCCUCCACCAGCACAAUCUAUCAAGAUAGUCCAGAGACAAAGAGGGAGGUUCUCUGCAUUGAUAAACAGCUGCUUGGUGAGCACUGUCAUGAAGCAGUAUCCUUUUGAAACAUUCAACUGAUGAAUUGGCAAUCAAAGAGAAGAUGAGGGCCACAUUUCAGUAUUGCCAAACACUGGUUCAAGAUCAGCAGUGCUCAUCGACAGUCUUGGAUGUCUUCCCACGAUUCCUUGACAUCACUGGCUUGGUGAGGUAUAGGAUCCUGACAGACUGCAAAAAACUGACUUCUAAUGAGCACACUGAAGACCUCUUGUCUGUGCAGCACGACUCAGGAUGGGAGAGUGACCUGUCAAGCAUUCUACUGUUGGUUCACUUGCUUCCUCCUACCUCUAAAGGCCACAAGAAGAGUGCCAAAAUCAGCUCUUGUCAAGCUGCUGACCAUGUUGUGAGAUUACAGAUGGGAGCCAGUGUUGAAACCUUCCUUGCUGGUGUGGAGCCGGGAGAGCCCUUCCUCCUGUGUGUUGGUGAGAAGAAGAACAGCAUCCAAAGAUACUAUGUCAUCAUUGAUCACAAGGCCAUCCCUUGCAAGGCACAGACAUCCUUGGCAGCUUUUGAUGUGCUCUUCAAAGCACACUUCAUCUUCAGUGUCAGCUACCAUGAAUCCCUCUACAACUUCUAUACGUUCAUCCAAACCACAGUUUUUAACAUUGACGUGGGAAGUGCCAAGGAAAGUCCCAGGGUCAAGGAACUAAGAGCAAGAUUUUUGCGCAACGCUUGAGGUGAUAAAUAUCCUUCGAUGCAAAUAUGUUUCUUUGUAAUGUCUGUAAGGCACACCACAAAAGUUCUACAUUGCUUUGUCAGCAUUUAAGACUCCACCACGGUCUAUAUCCUGGAAAGACAUUACGUUUGAAAUGUGGACAGCCGGGAUGUUGUUUAUCAUUUUGCACUUAUUCAGGUUUCAAGAAGCAUCUUGUUCAUUUCCAUAGAGAUGUUGCUUUAACUAAUACUGCUGACAAUGUGGACACUCAGAAUGAAGUUGGUGAGCCCUCAA